Messenger RNA from Hemibagrus wyckioides, 4370 nucleotides. Its product is annotated as complement C1q tumor necrosis factor-related protein 7. Gene Ontology annotation, molecular function: protein binding. The record is from RefSeq and is a predicted model, not a curated record. Bases 1783 to 2808 code for a protein of 341 amino acids. The transcript is spliced from 3 exons. NCBI's taxonomy places the organism in Eukaryota, Metazoa, Chordata, Actinopteri, Siluriformes, Bagridae.
AUGCAGAGAUGACAAUAUGAUGGAAUUGUGACGUACACGGACAUUUAAGCGAACUCUGUUACACAGCUGAUUAAAUGACUGCUAUAUCUUCUCCCUGUAAUUGUAAAAACAGCACCACCUGCUGUAGUGGAACAUUUGUACUGUAAGAAACAGCUAAUACGAAACCACAGAGAAUAUAAGAGUAUGCAAAUAUCCAUCAUCUCUGCAUCAAGUCAGACAUUAACAGGCCUGUACGCUUGAUCUUUUUAUAUGGCGCCAUUUCUUUUGUUCUAAUAAAAGAACCAUUUAUUUGUCCUAAUGCAUUGCAUUUCUUUUGGAUUUGGAACUGGAUUCAAAUUUGACAACAUCUAUAAAAUCGCAGUCGCAUUCAUAAGCCAAACGAUGGAACUGCGCCUACUUACGUUUAAAUUUACACAAUCUCACAAAUACCAUUUCUCCUGCUCUAUUGGAAAUUAAUUCAAGUCUAUUCCAGCUUGAAAAUGAGGCCCAUUGGUGUGUCAGUCUAACAUCUCUAAUAGACUGAGAAGUCUUGUUUUGCACAUGGUGUGUGUCUUCUUGCAUUUUCUGUGCUUCAAAAUUGCUUUCUGGAUCUGGAUUUAAAAGUUUAAAUGGAUGUUGCACAGAUUUGCAAAACCUUGAGUGGCUGUUGUCACAGAUCAGUCACAUAUUCAACCAAUGCAAGUAUUUACUGACAGGUUAUGACUAAUGGCUUUAAGGUUAUCUAGUUUCAUGUUAAGUUACUAAUGAACACCGUCAUCUUGAGGAUCCCUAACUAGCUAAGCCGAGGCUCUGUUGCAGCUGCAUUAUAUAACUAUAUUGCAGUCUGGGACUACUUCUGCACUAGAGCUCUUAUUAUUAUUAUGACGUUGGGUGCGUCGCUUGAAGAUGGUUUAGGGGCUAUCAAAUUGGCCAAUAUGUCUUAUGUUUGAAAUCACUUUCUGUUUUUUCCCUUAUUAAAUACCAUUGUGACAGUGCUAGUGACAACAACCUUAACAUCCUGUGACCUAAGCGCACACUGCUAAAGUCUCACUGGAAUAACUUCUUAUUAAAAAAUAAGCUUUUUUAUACACAUAAACCCUGAAAUUGCAAAACAGAGUCUUUGCAGAUGCCUGGUUCUGGACCCAGAUAAAGCUUUGCAAAUGAUCAAUGCUGCAACUAAUCGUGAGUUACAUGGCAUGGGAAAACAUGCGUCUCUGGAAACACAGGCCAGUAAGGGAAUCCCUGACUGUUAGUGGGUGUGUGUGUGUGUGUGUUUGCAUUUUAUUAGCAAAUUCAUGUUCCAGUACAUAUCAUUCUACCCCUUUUGAGCACACAGCUGGCCUUGGUGUGUGGCUAGCCAAGUGCUAAGUGUGAUGUGUAAUCCUGUUUUUUUCCCAGCAGAGUUCAGCUUGUUCUGAAAGAGAGAGAGAGAGAGAGAGAGAGAGAGAGUAACAGGAAACGUGGCUGAGACUGUUUGCACCAUGUGAGCGCUAGUUCUCAAAUUAUCUGGGAACAGAACUGAUGAUCUGAGAAUAGAUUAAGAAGGAUUAGUCCAACUUGCUAGGGGGUGUGAGUGGGAUUGGAUUGAAUUCCUUUGGGGAACAGGUUGGAUUGGUAGGUGGGAUUGGCUUUCUGUAGGAGUGAGUAGGUGGGAUUGAUAAGUGGGACUGACUUUCUGUAGGAGUGAGCAGGAUUGGUUGGAAUUCCUUUUGGGAACAGGCUGGAUUGUGAUAUGGGACUAGAUUUCUGUAGGAGUGAGUGGGAUUGUUUGAAAUUCCUUUGGGGAACAGGCUGGAUUGAGAGAUGGGAUUGGAUUUCUGUAGGAGUGAGCAGGAUUGCUUGAAAUUCCUUUGGGGAACAGGCUGGAUUGAGAGAUGGGAUUGGAUUUCUGUAGGAGUGAAGAGGAUUGGUCAGAAUUCCUUUGGGGAACAGGCAGGAUUGGUAGGAGUGAGCAGGAUUGGUCUGAAGAUGCGGGUGAUUGUAGGCAUCAUGUGUCUGUGCCAGUGUGUUGUCAGUCAGCUGUUGUUGGCCAAAGGGAAGACAACUUCACCACGAUUCAUUUGCAGUGUCCCAGGUCUACCGGGUACACCGGGGAAGCCGGGACCACCCGGGUCUUCAGGGCCCGAAGGCCACAUUGGAAUUCCGGGAAGGGACGGCCGGGACGGUCGAAAAGGAGAGAAAGGCGAGAAAGGGGAAACAGGAAUCAAAGGAAAAGUUGGACCAACCGGCAAAAUCGGUGAGCGUGGAGAAAGAGGUCCGACGGGUAAGCGAGGCCCCGAGGGCGACAGAGGAGACACGGGAAAUAGUGGACCACAUGGGCGGCCUGGACUGAGAGGAGAAAAGGGCCACAGGGGUCCACGAGGAGUGCCAGGCAAGUGCCUUUGUGGCAGCCUGGUACCCAAGUCAGCCUUCUCUGUAGCCAUCACCAGCAGCUACCCGGCCGAGCAAGCGCCAAUCAAGUUUAACAAAGUCCUUUUCGACGAAGGUGGCCAUUACAACCCACAAACAGGCAAAUUCAUAUGUGCAUACCCUGGCAUCUAUUACUUCUCUUAUGACAUCACACUGGCCAAUAAGCACUUAGCCAUCGGCCUGGUGCAGAACGGGAAGUACCGCAUUAAGACAUAUGAUGCCAACACGGGGAAUCAUGAUGUCACGUCUGCCUCGACAGUGAUAUUCCUCAACCCGGAGGAUGAGGUGUGGCUGGAGAUCUUCUAUAAGGAUCAGAAUGGCCUGUUUUAUGAUCCCAGCUGGGCAGACAGUCUCUUUUCAGGGUUUCUGCUCUAUGCAGAUACUAAUUACCUGGAUACAUUGUCAGAGGACUAUUCUUAGAUUCCUGUAAGGAUUAAAUCUUUUUUAUUAAUGUGAAUUCUGUGGGCUUGGAUUAAAAUAUUAUUUUCAGUGUAAACAAAUAUUAACUUAUCGGAUGAUUGCAAAUGAGGGGGCAUGGAGGCUUAGAGGUUAGAUUGUUAUGCUCACAGCUCCAGGGUUGGGGGUUCUGUCUGCAUGGACUUUGCAGUUCUUUCUGUGCUUGGGAGGUUUCUUUCAAGUCCAGUCCAGAGACAUGCUUUGGAGACUGAUGAGCAUCUCAAAAUUACCGUGUGUGUAAAUGGUUGCGUGAGUGUGUAUGUGUGAUUGUGCUCUGUGAAGGACUCUUCCAUGGUGUCCUCUUGCUGGGAUAGACUCUAGGUUCCCCACAAUCCUGUGUAGGUUAAGCAGUACUGAAAAUGGAUGGAUGGAUUGUAAAUAAUGCAUAGGUCUUCCAUCAUUAUAUUUUAAAUAAAUAAAUAUAUUUCCAUGGCUCUAUUCUGCAUUACAAUGGACUACUAAACCCUCUUGUCCCUCUGUGAUGUGGGUGCUGACUCUUUCUGAAUUUUUCAAAGAAAAGCAGAUCACAUAAGGCAUUGACCGAAAGGAUUCUGUUUAUUCUCACAGAAAACAAGGGGAUGAGUCAAUUUUCUCCUUCUUGUGAUCGCUGUCUUCUGGAGUUAGCUUUUUCAGUCUAAUAGAAACUCUACACGUGUGUAAAAGAGUCCAAAUGUCAUCCAUUCCAACAAGCAACUCCAUCUGUUUAAGCAUGUAACUGCCUGUGAUAGUGAACAACUAAAUUCUUUAAUGAAUCGUUGAAUCUACAUUGUCUAAAAGAUUCAUUUUUGUGAAAGAUCCGUUCAGUCAUUUUGGAUUCGUUCCUGUCCUGCUACCAGCACAGAUGUCUUGCACAAACUCAAUUUCCUAAACAGAGCAGAUAGCUGUGUCUAACAUGGGGCAUAUUUCAACAUUUAAAUCAAUCGAAAUUGAAUUAUCCAUGUGAAAAAAAAGAAAGCAAAAUGGAAAACAGAGCACAAAAUCUGUCUCCUCAAUGAAGAUGGUUCAGUCAUUUACAGUACAAAAAGCCAGGCUGCACAUGGUCUUCAUACUCACCGUGCAUGGCCACAAUUAUUUUUACAAAUAUCACUCAGCUGUUUUCUCAUGUGUCGUAACUGCUGCUGGAGAUGUUAGUUCAGAUGCCACUGGCAGCAUGACAAGCGUGUCCACUGCCAUAUCUACACAGACUUCACUCAUUCUCACCAAGACUUGCCAAUCCACCAACUGGCAUGUUAUCAGAAGGUAAGAGGAAGCUGGAACACUAAGUGAAAACCUCAUGCUGAGUAUGUGGAUCUACACACAAGACAGUUUUCUGGGAACCCUUGAGCUGUGAGACGGCAACCCACUGCACCACCCUAGCACUGAGUUCAUGUUAUAUAUCCAAUAUUAUUUAAGUUCCGAUAAUGUGGAAUUAAUUAUUAAAUAAUAUAGUCUCUGCCAAGACCUUGAUAGACUAAAUAUUUAAAUUGAAAAAAAAUAUCCAUAAUGUUAUUUUGUUGAUAUUACCACACAAACUGCUGUAUUUUAUG